AUGACUUCACCGUCUGACAUCGAGAACCUAACGCAGGUGGACCUCACGGAUAAGGAUGAAGGCGAGAUCAUCGGCUAUGCAGAUCCUUGGAUCGCUUCGCCUGGCGAAAUGGUCGCAGUCAAGGUCUCUAGUACUGCACCGAAAUUUACAUGGUCGCUCGCAAGGGUUAUUCAAGGUUUUGAGCAUUCCAACGCUCCAGACGUCAAGUAUGAGACAUUGAUCAGCCCGCCUCCUGAAACUAUCCCAGGGUCCUACAAAAAGGCAAUUUGCGGGUCGUUUGCUGUGGUCAAGUCCUGGGAAAGAUACUUGCGUAAGAACAUCAUCGGUCUGCGGCUCAGCUGCUAUAUUCAGCCUUGGUUACCGGAGGCGGGUCACCAACAAACAUUAAUAUCGACCUUGGACGUUGAUAAUUCUUCAGGGAUUGCCGUCUAUCUCGGUGCCUCUGGCGCUCUCGGAUUUUAUGUUGGAAAUGGAACCUCAGUUGAGCAGGUCGACACCGAAAUCCGUUUACGGCGCUGGAAAUGGGCGGAGCUACAUCUCUUUGUCUUAAACGAUAACCUCAGUAUUGAAAUUCGGCAUUUGGAAAGACUCACAGAGGUAGCUCCUAGUCCCUCUCACUACUCUCACAGAAUGGGAUCUCCCGUUCAGCUUCACGGCAAUAAGCCCCUGACGAUGGCUGCCGGGUACUUCUUCGACGCGAAAACACCGGCACCCCACGCCGCCAAUGUCUUCAACGGUCGCCUGGACUCUCCGCAAAUACACAUCACCCGCGAUGGGCUUGCGUACACGACUUGGGCCAAGUUCGACUUUGCCCUGGACAUGUCUAGCGACCGAAUCAUAGACACCUCAGGCAAUGCCAAUCAUGGUGACUUAAUCAAUGCCCCCACAAGAGCAGUCAAGGGGUACGACUGGGACGGCUCGGAGUCAGACUGGACGAAAGCUCGAUACGGCUACGGCGCGAUCCAUUUCCAUGACGACGAUUUAGACGAUGUUGCAUGGGCCACCGACUUCAGUUUCGAAGUCCCAACGGACGCAUUGUCGGGAGCAUAUGCAGUGGUCGUGGAGUCCGUCGACCAUUCCGAGCACAUAUCGGACCACAUCAUAUUUUUUGUCCGUCCCGGUCUCGGCAGCCCUACGGACGAUUCAGGGCCAAAAGCAGCAAUCGUGCUGUCAACCUUUACGUAUCUCGCCUACGCAAAUGAGCGGAUGUACGACCAAGCCCGAGCAUCUCGUAUUAGUAUUGCUGGUGGGAUACAGGUGCAGAAGGACCCCUUGUGGCGCUGCAUGGCCCGGCGUACAGACUUAGGUUGCUCCGUCUAUGAUGACCACAACGACGGAUCUGGCUGCGUGUUCAGCACUGCAAAGCGGCCCAUUCUCAAUAUCCGCCCAGGUUAUGUCAACUGGGCAUUUCAUCGUCCCCGUGAGUUCAGUGCCGACCAGCUGAUGAUAGGCUUCUUGGAAGAGAAGCUUGGCCGCGGUCGAUACGAUGUCCUCACGGACCAUGAUCUCCAUACCUACGGCGCUACCGCUCUCAAUAGGUACAGAGUCGUUGUGACAGGAUCCCAUCCUGAGUAUCCGACUCUGGAGGUGCUCAACGCUUAUACUGCGUUCGCGAGGAACGGCGGUCAUCUCAUGUAUCUUGGUGGAAACGGAUUUUACUGGUGUUCGGUGCUGGACUCUCGCCGGCCACACCGCCUCGAGGUUCGCAAAGGAGACCAGGGUUGUCGCUCUACCGAGCUGCCGGCUGGUGAGCGAAUUCACGCAUUGAAUGGAGCUCAAGGCGGACUAUGGAGAAGUAGGGGUCGGACGCCGCAGUCGCUGUUUGGGGUAGGCAGUUGUGCCUGCGGUAUCGGGCCCGGCGUAGCUUUUCGAAUCCUAGAACAAGUCACCCUCUCUUCAGGCCCAGCCUGGUCAUGGCUUCUUGAUGGUUUGAAGCCGGAGACUAAGGACGAAUAUGAAAAGUCUGUUGAAGGUUUUCUCAUUGGCACCAAAGGCUUCGGCGGCGGGGCAUCGGGAGACGAGAUUGACAGGAUGGAUCUUCGCCUCGGCACACCCAUCAACACGGUCCUCUUGGCAAGCAGUACUGGGCACGAUGACUCCUUUGGCGUCUUCAACGAGGAGGUGAUGUUCCCGAUGGUAGACACGGUUGGCACGAAGUGCGACAAGGUGCGUAGCGACAUGGUCGUCUAUGAAACCAGUGGCGGCGGCAGCGUCUUCAGCGUCGGAAGCAUCAACUGGUACUGUUCGCUAGGCUGGGACAAGUACGACAAUAAUGUGGCAAGAAUUACGUGGAAUGUCCUAAAAGAGUUUAUGCGCAGGGGAAAUGAGAGAUUCAAUCAUCAAUGA
Diaporthe amygdali is the source of this 2346-nucleotide messenger RNA. RefSeq lists its product as uncharacterized. The record is from RefSeq and is a predicted model, not a curated record. Bases 1 to 2346 code for a protein of 781 amino acids. NCBI's taxonomy places the organism in Eukaryota, Fungi, Ascomycota, Sordariomycetes, Diaporthales, Diaporthaceae. The transcript is spliced from 2 exons.